AUGCUGCAUGCAGAGUCCAGGCCUUUGCUGCAUAUUUGGAAAACUGUAAUUCUGGGCCAGAUGCUCUCCUUGUUUAUCUGUGGGACUGCUGUUACAAGCCAGUACCUGGCAGACAAAUACCAAGUGAAUACUCCAAUGUUGCAAAGUUUCAUCAACUAUUUUUUGCUGCUUCUAGUUUAUACAACAAUGCUGGUAUUUAGGACUGGCAAUGACAAUCUCUGGCAGAUUUUGAAACAGAGGUGGUGGAAGUAUAUUAUUUUGGGACUGGCUGAUGUUGAAGCCAAUUACACGAUUGUAAAAGCCUACCAAUAUACAACCCUCACAAGUGUGCAGCUCCUCGACUGUUUCGGGAUUCCCGUGCUGAUGGCUUUGUCCUGGUUCCUUCUCCGAGCAAGAUACAGACUGAUACAUUUUGUUGCUGUUGCCAUCUGUUUGCUGGGUGUGGGAAUAAUGGUGGGUGCAGACAUUUUGUCAGGGAGGGAGGAAGGUGAAGGUAGUGACGUGGUGAUUGGAGAUGUCUUAGUGCUUCUUGCUGCUUCUUUGUAUGCCAUUUCUAAUGUGGGUGAGGAAUACAUUGUGAAAAAUCUGAGCAGAGUGGAGUUUCUAGGAAUGGUGGGCUUGUUUGGGACUAUUAUCAGCGGUCUACAGCUAGCCAUUGUGGAACAUAAAGAGAUAAUGAAAAUUCAGUGGAACUGGAAAAUUGCGCUACUGUUCGUAGCCUUUGCCCUGUGCAUGUUUGGGCUGUACAACUUCAUGCCAGUUGUGAUUAAAGUUACCAGCGCAACCACUGUCAACCUGGGGGUUCUGACUUCAGAUCUCUACAGUCUCUUCCUUGGGCUUUACCUGUUUUAUUACAAGUUUUCAGGUCUUUACAUCGUGUCCUUUGCUAUCAUCAUGGUGGGCUUCACCUUGUACUGCUCUGCUCCCACUCACACGGCAGAACCCGCGGCCCCGCCGCAGCCCAGCAGCUCCGGCCUGGACAACGCGGCGCUAAAGCUGGAGGAGAGCGACGGCGAAACCCCAGCCGUGGCUGUGCAGUUCACCGGAGGAGAAACUGUGGUGCUCAGCACCAGUUAAAGAAAU
Pyrgilauda ruficollis (rufous-necked snowfinch) is the source of this 1083-nucleotide messenger RNA. RefSeq names its product solute carrier family 35 member F2 (gene SLC35F2). Lineage: Eukaryota; Metazoa; Chordata; Aves; Passeriformes; Passeridae. The record is from RefSeq and is a predicted model, not a curated record. Gene Ontology annotation, cellular component: membrane. Gene Ontology annotation, biological process: transmembrane transport. The transcript has 8 exons. Gene Ontology annotation, molecular function: transmembrane transporter activity. Bases 1 to 1077 code for a protein of 358 amino acids.